Bathycoccus prasinos is the source of this 591-nucleotide messenger RNA. RefSeq names its product 2-dehydro-3-deoxyphosphooctonate aldolase. The record is from RefSeq and is a predicted model, not a curated record. Gene Ontology annotation, cellular component: cytosol; cytoplasm. The transcript has 5 exons. Lineage: Eukaryota; Viridiplantae; Chlorophyta; Mamiellophyceae; Mamiellales; Bathycoccaceae. Gene Ontology annotation, biological process: monosaccharide biosynthetic process. Bases 1 to 591 code for a protein of 196 amino acids. Gene Ontology annotation, molecular function: 3-deoxy-8-phosphooctulonate synthase activity.
AUGAGUGUUUUCAAGCAGAACCUGUCGGUAGCAGAUAUAAUACAAAUACCUGCAUUUUUAUGCCGCCAAACCGAUUUACUUGUGGCUGCCGGUAAGACAGGAAAUGUCAUCAGCAUAAAGAAGGGUCAAUUCUGCGCAGCUUCAGUAAUGAGGAACUCAGCAGAUAAAAUUCGAGGCACUGGAAAUCCAAAUGUUUGCGUGUGUGAACGUGGGACCAUGUUUGGUUACAGUGAUUUAAUCGUUGAUCCAAGAAAUCUUGUGUGGAUGAGAGAUGCAAAUUGUCCAGUGUUGGCUGAUAUUACACACUCGCUUCAACAGCCAGCAGGACGGGCAAUUGGGGAGGGUGGUGUAGCAAGUGGAGGGCUGCGCAAUAUGAUACCUACGAUUGCACGCACUUGCGCUGCAGUCGGAGUCGAUGGAAUUUUUAUGGAAGUUCAUGAUAAUCCUGAAUCUUCUCCAGUUGAUGGUCCAACUCAGUGGCCUCUGAGAAAUUUCAGAAGCUUGUUGGAGGAGAUCGUUGAGAUUGCUAAGGUCUCUAAGGGAAAAUCCGAAUUUGACAUUGAUCUCACACCUGUUGGAGAGGAAUUUUAA